Ornithorhynchus anatinus (platypus) is the source of this 3316-nucleotide messenger RNA. It is a transcript of the gene QRICH1, whose product is annotated as glutamine rich 1. NCBI's taxonomy places the organism in Eukaryota, Metazoa, Chordata, Mammalia, Monotremata, Ornithorhynchidae. The coding region runs from base 173 to 2554 and encodes 793 amino acids. The record is from RefSeq and is a predicted model, not a curated record. The transcript is spliced from 11 exons.
UCGCGUAGAGGAAGGUUAGUGCCCAUUGGUUGAAGAGGUUGAAUGUAAGAUGGCGCCCAGAGAGCUGUAAGGGAAAAUCCUGUCGGUCUGAAACGAGGACAGCAGAACGGGGACCGUAGUGGCGCAGCGGGAGGAGCGGUGGAGGCGCCGGGAAUCCUAAGAACCUUGCAAUAUGAAUAAUUCUUUGGAAAACACCAUUUCCUUUGAAGAGUACAUCCGGGUGAAAGCACGGUCAAUCCCCCAGCACAGGAUGAAGGAGUUCCUGGACUCCUUAGCGUCCAAGGGACCCGAAGCCCUUCAGGAGUUCCAACAGACGGCUACCACCACCAUGGUAUACCAGCAGGGUGGGAACUGCAUUUACACAGAUAGCACAGAAGUAGCUGGAUCUUUGCUUGAACUUGCCUGUCCUGUUACCACCAGUGUCCAACAACAGACCCAACAAGAACAGCAGAUUCAAGUUCAGCAGCCACAGCAGGUUCAGGUGCAGGUGCAGGUCCAGCAGUCCCCUCAGCAGGUGUCAGCCCAGCAGCUCUCUCCUCAGCUGACCGUCCAUCAGGCUGCCGAACAGCCGAUACAGGUCCAGGUGCAGAUCCAAGGCCAGGCCCAGCAGCAGGCCCCCCAGGCGAUUCAGAGUCAGUCUCUGCAGAACCCGAGCCCGUCUCAACUUCAGGCAGCUCAGAUCCAGGUGCAGCACGUGCAGACGGCCCAGCAGAUUCAGGCCCCGGAGAUCCAGGAGGAGCACAUACAGCAUCAGCAGAUUCAGGCCCAGCUCGUGGCGGGGCAGGCUAUCGCCGGGGGUCAGCAGAUCCAGAUCCAGACAGUCGGGGCCCUGUCCCCUCCGCCUUCCCAGCAAGGCUCGCCGAGGGAGGGGGAACGGCGGAUCAGCACGGCCAGCGUUCUUCAGCCGGUGAAGAAACGUAAAGUGGAUAUGCCCAUUACCGUGUCAUAUGCUAUUUCUGGGCAGCCAGUUGCUACCGUGCUGGCUAUUCCCCAAGGUCAGCAGCAGAGUUACGUGUCCUUAAGGCCAGACCUAUUGACAGUGGACAGCGCUCACUUGUACAGCGCCACCGGGACCAUCACCAGCCCGACCGGAGAGACCUGGACCAUCCCCGUGUACUCUGCCCAGCCCCGCGGUGACCUGCAGCAGCAGAACAUAACCCACAUCGCCAUCCCUCAGGAGGCCUACAACGCAGUCCACGUCAGUGGCUCGCCGACGGCCUUAACAGCUGUGAAGUUGGAGGAUGACAAGGAUAAGAUGGUGGGCGCCACAUCCGUAGUGAAAAACUCGCAUGAGGAAGUAGUGCAGACCCUGGCCAACUCCCUCUUUCCAGCGCAGUUCAUGAAUGGCAACAUCCACAUUCCGGUGGCGGUGCAGGCCGUAGCGGGGACCUACCAGAACGCAGCGCAGACUGUGCACAUAUGGGACCCUCAGCAGCAGCAGACCCCACAGGAGCAGACGCAGCAGCAGCAGCAGCAACAACAGCAGCAGCAGCAGCUUCAAGUAACCUGUUCAGAGGUCCCUGGGGAGCUGGAUGAGGGAGUGCAAGUGCUUUGGAGUCAGGCUCAAGCUGUCCAGGUUGCUGAAGUUGAGCCACAACCACAACCGCAGCCUUCACCCGAACUCCUCCUCCCAAAUUCCCUAAAACCAGAAGAAGGGCUUGAAGUGUGGAAGAGCUGGGCCCAGACCAAGAAUGCUGAACUGGAGAAGGACGCCCAGAACAGAUUAGCGCCAAUUGGGAGACGUCAGCUACUGAGGUUCCAGGAAGAUCUCAUCUCCUCGGCAGUGGCAGAGUUGAAUUAUGGGCUGUGUUUAAUGACACGGGAAGCCCGCAAUGGAGAAGGGGAGGCCUAUGACCCAGAUGUGCUGUACUACAUCUUCCUCUGUAUUCAGAAGUACCUGUUUGAAAAUGGUCGAGUAGAUGACAUAUUUUCUGAUCUUUACUAUGUCCGGUUCACCGAGUGGCUGCAUGAAGUUCUAAAGGAUUUUCAGCCUCGGGUCACCCCUCUCGGUUACGUCCUGCCCAGUCAUGUGACAGAGGAGAUGCUGUGGGAAUGUAAGCAACUGGGCGCUCACUCCCCGUCCACGCUGCUCACCACGCUCAUGUUUUUUAAUACCAAGUACUUCCUGUUGAAAACCGUAGACCAGCACAUGAAGCUGGCCUUCUCCAAAGUCUUGCGACAGACAAAGAAGAACCCUUCGAAUCCCAAGGAUAAGAGCACAAGUAUCCGGUAUCUGAAGGCAUUUGGGAUUCACCAGACAGGCCAGAAAGUUACAGAUGAUAUGUACGCGGAGCAGACGGAGAACCCGGAGAAUCCAUUGAGGUGUCCCAUAAAGCUCUAUGACUUCUACCUCUUCAAAUGCCCCCAGAGUGUGAAAGGUCGAAAUGAUACGUUUUACCUGACACCGGAGCCCGUCGUGGCACCCAACAGUCCCAUCUGGUAUUCAAUCCAGCCAAUCAGCAGAGAGCAGAUGGAGCAGAUGCUGACACGAAUCCUGGUGAUACGCGAAAUUCAGGAAGCUAUUGCUGUAGCAAAUGCCAGCAAUAUGCACUAAGGCUCCCUUCUCAUCUGAGAUAAAGGAAAUGAAAUAAGCAAGGAAAAAAACUGUAUGGACUUUCACACUAAAGAAGAGGCCUAAGUUUUUCUUUCUUUUCUAUUUUUUUUUCCCUCCUUAUUGGUGUAGCUAUGAAGCCCUUUUAGGCUGCUUCUGUAUAAAAGGAAAACAUACCCCCCUCCCCUUCCCCCCCGCCCUGUGCAUCAUGACAGACUGUAUACCCAUUGGAGCGCUGUUUUUGAGAGAGCUGGAAGUCCUGGAAAGUUGCUGGCUGACUUUUUUUUUUUUUUUUUGGUUGAGGCCUGGACCCACCGUAUAGGAGAAUUUCCGGUCCCCUCCGCACCUCCAGAGAGAGUGGACAUAAUGAUAAAUGGACCCUGAAGACACCUGCCGUCCUCACCUGCCUACUGAGGCUUGGGCUGGACUGGUCGUCUAAGGGGCAGCAAUUAAUGUUUUCUUUCUUUUGUGCUCAGAUAUUAACUUGGCAUCAUAAUGGAAAAUUAGGGGAAGGAACUUCAGUUAUGAUUAAUUAAAGACAAUUUCUAUUCAUUCCCUAAAGACAAGUGACAUUUUUAGAUGUUAAAGUAAAAACUUUACUUUUUUUUUUUUUGGCCUAACAUUGAGGCCUUAAACUUGAGGCUCCUGUGCCUGAUGGGAUUCUUGUAACAUACACUUGUGUAUCAUAUAAAGAUACCACCUUGUUUCUCUUAUGUAUUCUUACUCUAGUUGUUUAUUAAGAAUGACGAGCACGUCUUUUCAACA